AUGGCGACUCCGGGUAGGAAUACUGUCAAAGUUUUCGUGUACAUAGGAGGCCAGAUUGUUUAUGAUGGAUUGUCAGUGAAUUAUGAUCAAUCUCAUCAUACAGUCGUACGAGUGAAACGCGAUAUAUCUUUCUCAGAUUUCUUGGCGAAAAUAUACUCACGUUGCCGAAUAGAUAGAAAUGAAUUUGUGUUAUCGGUGUCGGGCAAAAUAUCACGAUGGUAUCAAAAUCAGUGGAGCGAGAUAGUUUAUGAGAUAACAAGUGAUGAUGAUAUAGAAAUCUAUUUGCACCCGGAUGAAGGAAACGAUUCCAUAGAUGUUUAUGUUGAGUCUCAGCCUUUAUACAAUCCUUUGAUGCCUUCACAAUUCACUACAUCAGAGCCUCUCUACUCCCCUUCGAGACCUUCACAAUUCAGUACAUCAGAACCUCUCUAUUCCCCUUCCAGACCUUCACAAUUCACUACAUCAGAACCUCUCUACUCCCCUUCGAGACCUUCACAACAUUUUGAUUUGAAUGAUGCGUACAAUUCAUUUAUGCAAACAAGUCCUGAGUUAGUUGCGGUUACACAAGGGUUUUCUAAUAUGGGCUUUGAAGCGGGGCCAUCGAGGCAUUCUUAUCAAAAUCUUGGGGUACAUAUUGGGGAUUCAAGUGGCAUGAGAAAUGCUCAUGAAAAUUUUGAUCUUCCUAAUGAAACUCGUCAUUGUGAUAAUAAUGAUGACGAUGAUCCUUUCGGAGACGCACAUGGGCCAAAUGUUCGAAGCGACUCUGAACCCUCCGACCAUGGAGACGAUGAUGAUAGUGGUGAAGAGAACAAUGAUGAGAAUAUCGAAGCCGUUGAUGACGUUGUACAAACAAUAUCGCAGCCAGAAAUUCCAUCAACUUCCCAUGUUCAUUUCAGCAAUCCAUCAUUUGCAGAACCUCCUACUCAGUUUUAUGAUCCACCUUCGUUCUACUCUCUGUCAUUUCCUGAAAUCCCAGCCGAUUCCAUUGAUGUUCCGUCGGGUAUGUGGUCAAAAUUUUAUGAUAGCAGCAAAGGUACUCUCGAAAAGGGGAUGAUUUUUUAAUUGGGAUCUACGAUGGCGAUCAUAGUUGCGGUAUGCAAGGGAUGA
Molecule: messenger RNA, 1107 nt
Organism: Erythranthe guttata (spotted monkey flower)
Lineage: Eukaryota; Viridiplantae; Streptophyta; Magnoliopsida; Lamiales; Phrymaceae
Source: RefSeq, a predicted model, not a curated record